Messenger RNA from Scleropages formosus (Asian bonytongue), 5137 nucleotides. It is a transcript of the gene scn2b, whose product is annotated as sodium channel, voltage-gated, type II, beta. The record is from RefSeq and is a predicted model, not a curated record. Gene Ontology annotation, cellular component: plasma membrane. Bases 215 to 922 code for a protein of 235 amino acids. NCBI's taxonomy places the organism in Eukaryota, Metazoa, Chordata, Actinopteri, Osteoglossiformes, Osteoglossidae. The transcript has 5 exons.
AGGAUUCAAACCCAGCUGCACCCUCCCGCCUCCGGAGGACACCCUCAACCAGAGGACCAACCCGUCCUCGGCUACAGCCACAGCCAGCACAGCCAUAUUCGAGCAGGAAACCAGCGCCCACCUCCCCCGUACGGUACAGCGCGCACCUCGGAGCGCGCGCGACUCUGGGCGGCACGCGGACAAAGCGGCUCCGCUGCGAACGAGGCGCAGAGACAUGGUGGUGGUGGCGCGUUCGCUGCAGACGCGGCGCCGCUCGUGCUGCUGGGCAGCUGCGCGCUCCAUGCUGCUGAUGCUGGGGGUCCUCGCGAUGAAGGGUUGCCCUGCAUCAUCCAUGGACGUGGUGGUGACUCACAAGAUGAACGCCCUCAACGGCACCACGAUCAGGCUGUCCUGCAUCUUUAACUCCUGCUACAAGGUGGACAACAGUAAGUUUGCCAUGAACUGGACCUACCAGGAGACGUUCAAUGACACAGAAGAGAUGUUCAUGACCUAUAAACAACGGAUGACCGUGCUGCGCACAGAGAAGUUUGGAGACAGAGUGGUGUUUUCUGGGAACCUGGAGAAGAACGAUGUGUCAUUCACCAUCUCUGAUGUCCAGCUGACUGACGACGGGAUUUACAACUGCUAUGUGCGCAACCCCCCUGACCGCCAGCAGGGCAAGGGAAUUAUCAAACUCAAUGUCCUCACAGAGUUGCCCCCUCCACGGGACUCCACCAUUGCAGUAGUGGUGGGGGCAUCAGUGGGAGGCAUCCUGGCUCUACUCAUCCUCUCUAUGGUGGUGGUGAAGUGUGUGCGCCGCCGGAGGAAGCAAGAACUCAUCUCUGAUGAGCAGAAGAUAGAGGAAGAGGGCAAAACGGAGGGAGACGGAGGCACUGAAGAGGGCACCAAACAUGCAUACUCCCUACCUGAAGAUAAAUACUGAACCUGGCUUGAACGACCAUCCUCCGACCUGCACAUCCCACAAAUCCAGUACGUCCCACCCCAGUAGACAAUGUUCUCUGCUUUCCUGGAGGUUUCUGCCAACACUGCUAUCUUCUGCCACUUUGCCCUGUGCUCGUUGCUUGGAGAUCUCAAACUGGAGAAGACGACCAAGUUCUAAAGUAUGUUCUUGGCAUGUGACUUCAAAGCUGUCCUCCCACUAUGGCUUCUUCUGAAAGCUUUUUGGGUGGCUGGGGUGCUGUCAUGAUAAGCAACUUAUCAUUUUCUGGUACAGAAUACCAUUUUCCUCUUUGUGCCCAUUCAUUUUUAUUUCAUUCUCUAACCGCCCCAGAUUCUUUCUCUUAGAUACUGCCUAGAGAAACAGUUAUUGUAGAUGGAAGUUCAGAAAACACUGAGCCUGGAAAGUGCUGAAGACAAACGGAUGUGAAUGGACGCCGAAUAUAACUUACACGGGAGUGGCAGCCGAAACUAAUUCCAUUCUUUCUCUGUAUCACACAAUAAUCUGUUUCAGUUUCUUUUCACUCAUUAGCAUUUUGGAAAGGGGCCAGUUACUUCCAAUCUCACUAACCACUGGGUUGUAAUCCCUGGGUUGUGUGUACAGGUCAACAGAUGACAUUCCAUGGAAACUGCAUGGCUUUUUUUCCAGACUUUAGUAGAUUUCAGUAAUAGGAUGUGUGUUGAAGUGAAUACGUGUGACGAGCCCACGUGCACAUUUGUGUAGAACAGCAACAUGCGCACGAGUGUGCCGUGUCCGCAGUCCGGCGAGUGACUCUUGACACGCGUGCGACUUGUGAGCCAUGGCUGGCGAUUACCUUUAGCAUGGUAGCGUGUCUGUGCUCUUUGUGUGAAUGUGUUGAGCUUGUUGCCUGAAUGAAAUCGCUAGGAUUUCAUCCGUUCAGUUCAGAGCUGUUAUUCCAGGAUUUUUAUCCCAGCCUGUAUUGCUAGCUGCAGAUUAGCAUUGCAACCACUGUAAUUAGCAUCAAACUUUAGCAUGUAGACUUGUUUAGAUACCUGUAAAAGUGUAUGUGGUGCUGUGCGGUCUGGCUUCCUCAUCUAGUCGGCGUACGUUUCUGACCAUUCGGAUCCAGGUUACCGAACCGAGGUCCCACACUGCCGUAAUGUAUGCAGGCUUUGGCAGACACCGGAGCCAGCCGAUAUAACAAACUGCGGUCUCGACAGGCCCGACUCGCUCCCCGGUUUAGCUUCCCCCUCUGCUCUGAAAGUAUUCAUAGGUUCGCAGGCCGUGGAGAGUUUAGUAGCCCCGACUGAGCUCAGGCCCCUAAGCAAAAACAAAGUGCUUUCCUUUCUAAAGCUCCUCCACACAUACACACACAAAACACACCUAACAAACACAAAAACACACAUAUUCAGUCACCCACCAAACCACGUUCUCUAAAACUGCCUCUCAACAGACUACAGUACCCAGAGACAUAAGGAUGUGUACAUGCACAGUACACCUUCAGGGAAUAAAAUAUUGUGACUAAAAAGAUUUAUAAAGCUAUAUUUUUGCUUUUUAUCGAAAACAAAGCCAGCACUGUAAACAGUAUAUAAUUUUUGCUCUCUACUAUUAACAGAAAUUUUUUGACUGAAGUUGUUUGAAUGUAUGAAACCCCCACCACGUGUUCAUUUGUGGUACUUUUAUAUUGCUACUGGUGAAGAACUGAGUUAUGUGUGAACUAGGUUCAGAUUUUGAUCGACUUGUGAAUUGCAGUUUAUUACACUCGUUAUGUUUCGGUUUGGGUGUUUAGGGAGAACUAAACCAUUUUGCCCCGUGCACUGUGUGAGGAAGGAUUUACAAAUGCUUUUUGCAAAUCUAUACCUGCUGAUUAAAAGAUAUGUUGCGCUGGCACCAUCACACAAAAUAAAAACAGACUGCCAUCUUGAUAGUGCCAGCUUCAGUUUUUUAGAGCGUCAGUUGUUUUCUUUUUUGUAACACAUUUAAAUACAGUAACAACUUUUCAGCUAGGACCAAUAAACAAAGUUUUGUACAAGUACAAAGAACAGUUUUGUUUAAAAUAAAAAAAAAUGCGUAUUGAAUUAACCUGUUCUCUUUAAUAAAAUAAUGAAAUUUGUAAGUUAAUGUUUUAUUUAACAAAUAAAAGCACACUUGUAGGUGAUCACAUUGUCAUCCGUUGCUGAACGGAAAAAAGAACAAGGUUUGCAGUACGUUAGGGGUGAUGCAGUGAUUUUGGGAGGAUUGGGGCCUUGGCUGUGAAACAGAGGCUCUUCCACUUAGGGCGGAUUGUGACUUCAGUGAUUCUCCUGUGUGGUUAUUUAUAAGGUUGCAAGCCUGGACCCCCACUGAGUGUGAGUCAAAGCUGGGGACAGACAGUUGUAUAAUUGCUUGUCUUUUGGUAAACUAUCUCCUCCCCUAUCUUUUGGUAAACUACUUCUCACUCAGUGUCCUUCCCUGUGAAACUGGCUGCCUUUGCAUUAUUUGUUGCCAAAGCCUUUUUUUUUUUCCUUCAGAGAUUUUCAAACUUUCUGCUUUAGCGUUUACCUUCAUUUUGAAAUCUAUAGUUAGGUGUUCCUGAAGUAUUUUGUUGAAGUGUUUCGUGUACUCAAGUAUUCUGAAUGUUGUGAUUUCUUGAUUUCUUUUUUUCCACAGAUUAGAGCUGGAUUAUUACCAUCUUUGCUUUUAAUAUUCUCAUUGCUGAUGUAAUGCCGAAUUUGUGCUGCUUGACUACGAGCACUACUCUGACCCGAGCAGUCGUGAGCCAUUGUUCUCAUUUUUUAUCCUUUUUUUAAGACUUCUUCAGUCUCAUAAAAUGUAGGAAUAUUAACGCCUACACAUUUCACUGCCCCUGAAUGCUGCUGCUGCUCAAUCGGUGAACACUACUACGCGUGACAGAGUAGUCAGAAAGCCUCUUACAAGCUUCCUCAGGGAGAUGCUGUAAGUCAAGGUCAUACUUCUUUCCGCAGAACUUUUCCUGAUUUUGAAUUUGUUUGGUUCAGAAUUUCUGAAGGUCCUCAUUAGAGAAUUCACUCUAGGAACCUGGCAUGGACAGCGUUCCGCACCCCCGUUAACAGUGUUCUGCUAAGCCAGUCCCUGUGUGGUGUUCCUCGGACGUGAUUCUACCACUGCCCGUUUUAGCCUUUCGAAGGCCAUUGUGGAGCAACGGGAUGGAAGGACCACAUCACCUUCUGGAAGCAGUCUGUAUGAAGGCAUCAGAUUUGCAGCUGAGCAGACCAUUCAGAUGCCUUGAGCAUGGCGCAGAUGAUGCUAAUACAUCACUUCCAGGGUUGGUGGUGGUGUGUUGUCUAGUGGCCUUGUGGAUCCUCGUGUGCUUUUUGAAGGAUCCUGUCAUUUGUUACCUGGCAUGGCCUAGAUGAGAAAAACAGGGUGUCCUGACAAUUUUGUCUAUACAUUCAACGUAAAGUAGCUUCCUGUUUGAAAGCUUGUGUGUAUAUUUUAAUCAAAGUAGGAAUAAAGGUCCACACAGCUGUGGAUUAUGCGUUAGUUCCUCUGUAAUAAAAAAACAAAAAAACAAUUUUAGAGGGCUGGGAGGUUUCCUGAACAUGUUGUUUUAUUGCUGGCUGAGCUCUUUCCAUUCCUUUAUUCACUGACACUUAAGUGUCCGCAAAUACCCUUGGUAUGCGCCACUGCCUUGAGAUAAUACCGUAUUUUAUGUUGUUUACUGUUCUUGACAAAGAAUAUUUAUUUGCAGAGGAAACCAUGUGAAACGUACAACUGAAAUUUUCUUAACUGAAAGACGCAUGGAUUGCUCGCUAUGCUGGGAUCCCAUUUGAUAACAGCAAUUAGACUUUUCAAUAUGAUAUCUGUACCGAGACCAAAUGGCACCUAUGUUUAAAACUGUUAAAACUGCCGCGAUUUCACACGGUUGCAAACAUUGACAUAAAACAGCAAUAUAUGAUGGCUGAGGACAAUGUAAAUUACUGUUGAUUUCAAAGUAAGCAAAAAAAUGUAUUUUGUAAGAAAACCCGAUGUAUUCCAAGGUACUCACACUGGUCAUGCUGAUUUCUUUGGUGAUGCAACGAAUGCUGGGAUAGUAACGAACCCAGGUUCUGUGUCUGCCUGUCUGUAUAUAACCAUGCAUGCCAUUCCUGCAGUGUUUUUAUGUGCAGACUCAUUGAUGGCCUCACAGAAGACACCAAACACCAAACUGCUUGCGCUGCACCCUGUAUCACUACGAAUGAGCUGUAAUCACAUCACUCUUUUCAAAUAAACUUCAUUAAA